AUGAGUACGAUAAAUAUUCAAAUUGAAAACAUUCAUUGUGAACAAUGCGAAUUGUUUCUUAAUUCACUGUUAUCACAGAUUUUUAAUUUGCCCCCAAAUGCAAACGGUGUCAAUGAUCCCUCAAAUCCAAGUUUACAAGACUCUUCUUUCACUCUGAGGCCACCUUCAUCAUCGAUAAUUUCGAAGAUUAAAUUCAAUAAAAUUGAUGCAGCUGAAUUUAUAGUGGAUCGAGAUGCAGGAUUAUGUACAAUUGGGUUUGCUCAGGAAGUUAAUUCCAUUCAAUUGUGUCAAAAAAUUAGAGAAGCUUUGGAAGAUGCCGGAUUUUUCGUUUUAGACAUUUAUGCAUUAAAGGAUUUAGAAAGCCUUAGAGCACCUGCUAUUGGUAGAGCAUCGCAAUUGAGUAUUAAAUAUUGGUUGGAAAAACUUUUACUUCAUAGGAAAACUGAUGCUCCCAGUAAGAAACUAAGAAUUCAUAAGGAACAUUGUGAAUACUGCCGUUCUCAUGAUGACAAGGAGCACUCACAAGAGGAAAAUGAUAAUUCAGAAGUUGUGGCGUAUGAUAUUACACUGGCAAUAGAAGGUAUGACUUGUGCUUCUUGUUCGAGUAGAAUUGAGCAGGUAAUUAGUGAUCAAUUGUCAGAAGGAGAAGAUGUUGGUGUAGAUCUUAUGACUGGUAUGGCCAAAGUAAUACUCAAGGACAAAAAAUCACUACAACCGAUGAUUGAAUCCAUUAGAGAUUCCGGUUACGAUGCAGAAAUUAUCGGAAUUGUUAACGUAGCCAAAAAUUCGAAAUUUAAAAUGGUCGCAGCCAUUGGUGGUAUAACUUGCGCAGCUUGUGCAUCCACCAUCAACCAUGCUGUUCAAGACUUGCCAUUCAUUGACGAAGUUGCCAUUAACGUUGUAUCAAAGACAGGUAUUUUCAUACUGAACUCAAAGAGCAAGAAUGAGUUAGAUCAAUUGAGAGAAACUAUUGAAGAUACAGGUUAUGAUUUUGAACCCAUUGGUAAUAUAGAGCCUGUCAAUUACGGCCCUUCAAAAUCAAUUCGUAGAAGUAUCAUGCUGCGUAUUGAUGGGAUAUACUGUUCUCAUUGUCCUGAAAGAGUUUACAAUGCAUUGAAGCAAUUCAAAGGAUCUGAAAUUGUUAUCGAUAAACCAAUGUCACUGAAUGACCCUAUCGUUAAAUUCACUUAUACCCCAAAUGUGGGACAAGGAAUUACAAUUAGAUCAAUCGUCAACGCUAUAAUGAAAGAGGUGUCAGUUAAUCCUGAUAACAAUUUCAAAAUUAGUAUCGUGGAAGAACUGACUUUGGAAGAGCACUUGAAGAUAAUGGCUAAAAAAAAUACUAGACAAAUCCUGAUUAAAUUGGCCAUAACUACGGCGGUUACUAUCCCAACAUUUGUGUUUGGGGUUGUGGGUAUGUCAUUGUUAAAGAAAAGUAAUGGUUUCAGAAGAUGGCUAGAGGAGCCUCUGUGGCGUGGUAAUGUUGCAAAAAUUGUUUGGAUCCUAUUCAUAUUGAGCACACCUGUUUAUUUCUUUAUUGAUGAUAUUUUCCACAGGAAAGCCAUCAAAGAAGUUAGGGCACUAUGGUUACAGAAGAAUAAUUGGCAGAGAAGAAUCUUCAAAUUUGGUAGUAUGAACCUGUUGAUGUCAUUAGGUACUUCUGUGGCAUAUUUUGCCAGUAUCAUUCUGUUGGCAUUAAGUGCUUCUAAAAAAUCGCAUACCGACAAAAUGCCUGAUACAACCACGUAUUUUGACUCAGUGGUUUUUUUAAGUUUCUUUCUACUCAUCGGUAGACUUUUGGAGGGGUUUUCCAAAAGUAAGAGUGCUGCUGCUAUCACUAACCUUAGCUCCAUGAAACAGCAUUCUGCUAAAUUGCUCGAAAACUACAAGUCUGACAUGUCUACUGAAAGAACAGUUGAUGUGAAAUACUUAGAAGUAGGGGACUACAUUAAGAUAAGUUCUGGUGAAUCACCACCAGCAGAUUGUAUCAUAGUUCAAGGUGAAACACAAUUUGAUGAAAGUGCAUUGACUGGAGAAUCAAUACCUGUUACCCACUACCCUGGUGAACAAAUAUUCACAGGUACCGUAAACAUUGGUAGAGGUACCGUGGUAGCCAAAUUGAUUGCACCAGAAGGUGAUUCAUUAUUGGACAAAAUCAUUGGCACCGUGAGAGAUGGUCAAUUAAAAAGAGCUCCUGUGGAAAAAUUAGCAGAUGCGCUGACGGGGUAUUUUGUUCCUAUCAUAACUUUCCUUGCAGUCAUGACUUGGAUAAUAUGGUUGAGUUUAGGUUACUCACACAGAUUACCCCGUAGUUAUCUCGAUAAAGACGUCGGAGGUUGGGCAGUAUGGUCACUGGAAUUUGCAAUCUCAGUUUUCGUCGUCGCAUGUCCCUGUGGUUUAGGGUUGGCUGCCCCCACUGCUCUUUUUGUCGGUUCUGGAUUAGCCGCCAAGUAUGGUAUAUUGGUUAAAGGUGGUGGUGCUGCAUUUCAAGAAGGGUCCCAAAUUUCUGUCGUUUGUUUCGAUAAGACUGGUACCUUAACCAAAGGUGGUGCUCCCAAGAUAAGUGAUUACGCUAUCAUUAGUAACCCCAAAAUGAGAGCCGUCACUGCUCAUUUGGUCAGAGAUUUAGAAGCUAAUUCCAAACAUCCACUAGCACUUGGUGUAACCAAUUUCAUAUCAGAAAAUUUUGCACCAGAAGGUAAGACUAGGGUCCCAGAAACCGAAGAAGUAGCAGGUAAAGGAAUGAAAGGUAGGGUUGAUCUGACGACAGAAAAUAAUGACAUUUGGAAUGAAUUGAGUCCAGAGGGUAUAAUUCUCGGUAACGAAAGGUUUAUGUCUUCCAACGGAGUAAGUUUAACCAGUCAUCAUUUACAACUUCUUCAUGAUUGGAAAGUGGAAGGUAAAAGUGUAAUAAUAGUAGCCAUUGAAAGCCCCAAGUUUUUCCAAAAGCCUGGUUAUUUCCCGGUUAUGCUAUUGGCCGCUAGAGAUGAAAUAAGACCAGAAUCUUCAAGCGUUAUAAAAGGAUUACAAGAAAUGGGUAUUGAAUGUUGGAUGAUUUCUGGUGACAACGAACUAACUGCCAGAUCUAUCGCCAAAGACCUCGGAAUAGACCAAGUAGUGGCAGAAGUUUUGCCGCAGGAGAAGGCAGACAAAGUAGAAUGGAUCCAACAGACUUAUAGACGCAAGAACGGUAAACCUGCUGUGGUAGCAAUGGUAGGUGAUGGUAUUAACGACACACCUGCUAUGGCAAAGGCCGAUGUAGGUAUUGCACUAGCGUCUGGUUCCGAUUUAGCAAUGAUUUCAUGUGAUUUCGUCCUACUCUCAUCCACCUACACUUUAAAGUCACUAUUGAUUUUAUUUCAACUCUCGAAAAAAGUUUUCCGAAGGGUACGUUUCAAUUUCGCAUGGGCCAUAUGCUAUAACGUUAUAACUGUUCCCAUCGCUGCAGGCGUAAUAUACCCUCACAAACAUGCAAGACUAUCACCAGUAUGGGCAAGUGCCGCUAUGGCAUUUUCAUCAGUUUCUGUGCUCUUGAGCAGUUUGGCAUUAAGAUUCUACAAGCCCAAGGAGGUGUCAUUAACAGAAGAUACUGUUUUACCAUCAGUCUCCCAAGAACACAAAUUCAAUUGA
This is a messenger RNA of Zygosaccharomyces rouxii, 3630 nucleotides long. Its product is annotated as heavy metal translocating P-type ATPase. Gene Ontology annotation, molecular function: copper ion binding; ATP binding; ATP hydrolysis activity. The coding region runs from base 1 to 3630 and encodes 1209 amino acids. Gene Ontology annotation, biological process: monoatomic cation transport; copper ion homeostasis. Gene Ontology annotation, cellular component: membrane. NCBI's taxonomy places the organism in Eukaryota, Fungi, Ascomycota, Saccharomycetes, Saccharomycetales, Saccharomycetaceae. The transcript has a single exon. The record is from RefSeq and is a predicted model, not a curated record.